Messenger RNA from Nicotiana tabacum (common tobacco), 1217 nucleotides. RefSeq lists its product as uncharacterized. The record is from RefSeq and is a predicted model, not a curated record. Gene Ontology annotation, biological process: response to auxin. Lineage: Eukaryota; Viridiplantae; Streptophyta; Magnoliopsida; Solanales; Solanaceae.
CUUUUUAUGGCCUUUGCUAUCUUCAUCAUUAGUAACACUUCUCCAAAUAAGCUAAAGGUCAGAUAUAUUUCUCUCAAUAGACUUUUUCCCCUUAGUUUGAAUUCUACAAAGGGAUGAACAAUCCAACUAGGAUAAAAAUGAGGUCUAUGCUCAAUUUAUCUUAUGAUAGAGGUUGAAAGUUGAAACCAAAAUAGAAAUAUUUUCUUCUUCUGUUCUUAAAUCCUUUUCUUUGUUUGAAACCGCAAAGAAUAUUUGUUAGUUGUUUGUUUAAAUAUAUAUAGAGGGGAAUGAAUAGUGAAAUGGGAAAGGGAAAAGAGAAGCAGUCCAACUCAUCUAUACUUAAGAAGUUGGAGAAAUAUCUAUCAAUGAAUAAAUUUAGUGGAACCAUUUUGUCAAAGAGCAAAUCAUGGCAUGGCACCACAACAAAUAUUAAGAGCAAAGUGGCUCCAGAUGGCUGUUUUUGGGUGUAUGUUGGGCCUGAAAAAGAGAGAUUUGUGAUAAAGACAAAGUAUGCAAACCAUCCAAUGUUCAAGAUGUUGCUUGAAGAUGCUGAAAAAGAGUAUGGUUAUAAUUAUAGCCAAGGCCCUAUUUGUUUACCUUGUGAUGUUGAUCACUUCUACAAAGUGUUGGCUGAAAUUGGCAGAAGCAAAGAGAUUCAAUCUUUAGGGUGUGGAUCAUGUAGUCCCUUAUUUAGUCCUGGUAAGCGUUUGGGUAAUAGCCAAAUGGCUAAAGGUUAUGGUUCUUAUAGGGUUCUUACUCCUCCAAGAUUGCUCAAGCUCAACUCUUUUCAUUAGUCUAUCGAGAAAUGAAGUCCGUGAAAACUAUAAGAAAUCAUAAUUCAGGUUUAGAUAAAUAUUAGUAGAGGUGUGUGUAGGUUGACUUGAACAUCAUUAUUGCUAUAUAAAAAAAUAUAUGUUAAUAGCAAUAUUUGUUUAGAAGUCUCUUUUUCUUUGUUUUUAGGUUUCUCUUUGUAUGUGGAGUUUGUAAACCUCACUUCUUUGUGGGAUACAUCUGUGGAGUCAAUUAUAUCGAUGGGUUAUCAAAACUGUUUUGUUUGAAGAUAAAAGCUGAGUAAAGAAAGCAGUUUCUUGGCCCAUUUUAAUUUGAUCUUAUAGACAUAUUAUGGCAGAGAUGUAUAGAUGUUUACAUGCAGAAAAUUGCCUGUGACUUGCGAGUCUUAAAAUAUAUUGUGCAACAAAUAAUUGGUGUUUGGUUAA